AUGGGAAAACAAUUGGUGCUGUCUAACCCGUUCCCGCCAGGAACCAAAAUUAUCUACCCUUACAAGAUGGCGGGACUGCCUGCAGAACAGCAAUCUCGGGGAGUUUAUGCCAAACAGGCCCGUUUAGAAACGCCUUUUGAUAAGUUUUGUACUUUCAGUGAUAAAAAGGCAUUUUGUACCUUGUAUAAGCAUAUGUUGUCUAAUCGAAAUUUGGCUCUUCUUUCCGACAAAAUAACAUAUUGUGAUCCAAAUGCCGAAGAUGGAAAGUUGUUUUCUAAAGCAUCUUGUCAUGCAUCACCGGUGUUGCAAGAACUUUAUGCCUUCGAAAGCAUUUUCAAUGAUGGAGUAAAAAUGUUGAAUGAUAUAACCAAUAAGGACAGUUACAUACCGGAAGAUGAACACACAAGAACACUUCUACUCCCUUUGUUGGCAUUUCUUUUCGAUGAAGAGUCCCACAGAUGUCUUCGAAGUCUCAGUGUUGGAGUGAAAAAUGAAACACAGCUGAUGGUAACUCUUGGGAUGCAUUUUUUCUCCAAACUGGCAGUUGCAAAAGAGUUCACAAUGGAUAAGUGUGCAGCAAAAAAAGAUUACCUUUGCAUUUGUGGAAACUGUGAGAAAAAGGAAAUCCUUUCUCGAUUUGAUGACACAUCAGUUGGUCAUGGUAAAGUAUGGCAUGGAAAUGUGGACAUAAUGCUUGAGAGCUGUGACAUUGGUGUGCAUUGUAGCCCAACAGAAGAGACAAGUACAGGAGAAAGAACAACUGUUGAAGUGAAAUUUUGUGACCUGAAUUCAUUCAUUGUCAGAGAUCAUAUGCUGGCCCAAACAAUUACAUUUUCUUUUUUGCAACAGCAGCGACAUCCAGCGUUUAAACAUUCCUUGAUUCCGAGCAUUUUAGCCUCUAAUAAAUCUGUUCAAUUCUUUUUUUAUGAUUCCAAGAAUGACAUUUUACUUGAAAGUGCAGAAUUCGACUUUUUUGAUUAUGAUGGCAGUACUCAUAUACUGAACUAUCAAGCUGUAAUCGCGACCUGGUUUGUUGUAAACUAUAGAUAUCUCAGUUCAGGACCUACAGAAAGUAUACUUAAUGCUCCAAAAGCAGACUUCCCAAAGUUUGCUGGAGAUGCACUGGAUAUUUACAAGUCAGAAUUAAAAUAUCGUAGAGUGUCUGAAACUGUAGAGGAAAAAGAAUUACCAAGUCGUGUAAGGUGGAAAAUAAGUCGAGGAUUUUAUUAUGAGCUCCCUCUUAAAAUGGAAUAAAACAUUCUUUCAUGUUGAUUAGGUUAAAGACAUCACUCGCACAUAUAAUGUUGUUAACCUCUUCUAUUACAUCACUGGCCGAAAACUUUUACUAACACAACUAUACUAAGAUGUCUGGGUAAUUUUUUCACUUCAAUAUUCUAAAUAAUCGGUCAACAAAAUUCACUGAGGAUAACAUUUGGUUAAAGUGCCAAACACUUGGUUUAAGUUUUGCAUACCAGUACACAAUGCACUACAUCUCAUUUACUAUCAAAGCUUUUGCAUUGAAACAUGUAACAUUUGCUAACCAUCAUUGGUAAACUCUACUUUUCAAGUGCCAUAACUUUAGGAUGAUUUUGUUAGAAGUUAUGGCCUGUUGUACUUAAAUAUUCUGGUUUAAGUUUUGCGUGCAAGUACAUAUUGCACUAUAUCUCAUUUACUAUCAAAGCUAUUGCAUUGAAACUUGUGUGCAUUAACAUAUGUCACAAUACCUUAUUUACUGUCUUUGCUUCAAGUGUUAGUCCUUACUUAAUAUUUAUCUUCUUUGACAAGUGUUAAUUAAAUAGUCAAGCACGCUGUCUUACUGACAGCUCUUGUUGUAAGUAGUUAUGUCCCUUUUAACUCGGACAUUUUGGUGUUAAAGUUUUGUUUGCCGGUGCAUAUUGCACUAUAUCACAUUUACUGUUACAGCUGUUGCAUUGAAACUUGAAACACUUGCUUACCAUCAUUAGUGGUCUUCACAGUUUAAGUGCCAUAACUCUUGAAUGAUUUUGUAAGGAGUUAUGACCCAUUGAACUUUGAUAUUUUUCAUAUUGCACUAUAUCUCGUUUACUAUCAAAGCAGUUGCAUUCAAACUUAACACUUGCUUACAAUCCUCAGUUAAAUCUACUAUUAAAGUACCAUAUCAAGAUUUUAUUGAGAAUUAUUGCCCUUUGCACAUGGAUAGCUUUGGUAAAAAUUCCUUGCAAGUAAAUGUACUUAUUACACUUUAUCUAAAGCUAUUGUAUUAGCACUUGAAACAUGCACUUGCUUACCAUCUUAAAUCAUCUCUACAUUUCAAGUGCUAUAACUAUAGGAUGACUGUAAGGAGAUAUGGUCUCUUGCAUUACUACAAAUUUCUCAGUUAAGGUUUUGUGUGUAUGUACAUAUUUCACUAUGUCUUGUUUAUUAUCAUUGCUUAAAGUCCUAAUUAAAUGUUUAUUUCCUGUGUUAAAUAUUUAUUAAAUACUUGACCACGCUGUUUUAACUGACAGCUCUUGUUUAGUAUCGUAAGUAAGUCUUGUGAGAUUGUCACCAUGUCGUAUCAGAAAGUUGGGUAAAUGACCCAGGGCCCAAAGGUUAACAGGGUCUGUUUGUUGUCCGGGCCAUAACUCUGCCAUCAAUGAAGGGAUUUUGAGAUAACUUGGCAUAAAUGUUUACCAUAAUAAGACGAUGUGUCUUGCACAAGAUCCAGAUCCCUAACUCCAAGGUAAAGGUCACACUUGGAGGUUAAAGGUUAACAGGGUCUGUUGUCCGGUUCAUAACUCUGCGAUUCAUCAAGGGAUUUUGAAAUUACUUGGCAUAAAUGUUCCCCAUAAUGAGACAACAUGUCAUGCGCAAGAUCCAGACCCCUAGCUCUAAGGUCGAGGUCACAGAGGUUAAAGGUUAACAUGGUCUGUUUCUUGUCCGAUCACAUAACUCUGCCAUUCAUCAAGGGAUUUUGAAAUGACUUGACAUAAAUGUUCCCUAUAAUAGAUGAUGUGUCGUGUGCAAGACCCAGACCCCUAGCUCCAAGGUCAAGUUCACACUUAGAAGUCAAACGUUAACAUGGUCUGUUUCUUGUCCCGUCCAUAACUCUGCCAUUUAUCAAGGGAUUUUAAAAUUACUUGGCACAAAAUUAAUGUUCCCCAUAAUGAGUUAAUUUAUCAUGCGCAAACAACUUUAACGUUCUAGGGCAGGCUUCGGGGGCAUUUGUCACUAAGUGACAGCUCUUGUGUUUAUUUCCUAUGACAAAUAUUUGUAAAUAGUCAAGCACUGAUAGACUUGCUGAUAGCUCUUGAUAGAAUUUGAUAUAAUAUGUAUUUGUUUGGUUGUUUUUGAUAAAUGUAUAUUUACUUCUUGAAAA
Mercenaria mercenaria is the source of this 3337-nucleotide messenger RNA. RefSeq lists its product as uncharacterized. The transcript is spliced from 3 exons. The coding region runs from base 1 to 1254 and encodes 417 amino acids. The record is from RefSeq and is a predicted model, not a curated record. Lineage: Eukaryota; Metazoa; Mollusca; Bivalvia; Venerida; Veneridae.